Rhinichthys klamathensis goyatoka is the source of this 2373-nucleotide messenger RNA. RefSeq names its product melanophilin a (gene mlpha). Bases 103 to 1824 code for a protein of 573 amino acids. Gene Ontology annotation, molecular function: small GTPase binding; myosin binding; actin binding. The record is from RefSeq and is a predicted model, not a curated record. Gene Ontology annotation, biological process: intracellular protein transport. Gene Ontology annotation, cellular component: cortical actin cytoskeleton. NCBI's taxonomy places the organism in Eukaryota, Metazoa, Chordata, Actinopteri, Cypriniformes, Leuciscidae. The transcript is spliced from 15 exons.
CUGACUAUUCUCACAUUAUCUGCCUCAUCCUGAGAGACUUGGCAAGAGCAGCUACGUGUCUGCAUGCAAGUAAAACAUACAAAAACCAACUAAGCUCUGAUUAUGGAUAAGAAGUUGGACCUGUCCAGACUAUCAGAAGAGGAGGCCAAACAUGUGUGGGACGUCAUUCAGAGAGACUUCGUCCUCAGGAAGAAGGAAGAGGAGAGGCUUGGGGAGCUUAAAUCCAAGAUUGAGAAGGAGGAAACAAAGAGGGAACUCCUGGGAUCUCAGUCAAAUCUGGCUGACUCUCACUGUAUCCGCUGCCUGCAGCCCUUUAAGUUCCUGGUGAACAGUAAACGGCAGUGUAUAGACUGCAAACUCUACACCUGCAAGACCUGCAGCCGCUACAACAAGAAAGAGCGUGGCUGGGUAUGCGACCCCUGCCGCAUGUCCAGGGUCCUAAAAAUUGGAACCUUGGGGUGGUACCAUGACAAUGUACACUCUCGCUUCAAGCGUUUUGGCAGUGCAAAAGUAAUGAGGUCACUGUACAAGAGAUUAAAUGAAGAUGGGCAACGUGAUGAUGACACACAGAGCAUGCCUGAUGUGCGCAAUGUGUGUAAUGGUCAUGAUGAAGAAAAUAUGGAUGCUGCUGAAGCUCAACGCUAUAAGCAGAUGCGAAAGACCAAGCGUCUACUCUCUGUGCACCCCAUGGAUCUUGACAUGGACGACUAUGCCACUCACUCUCGCAGACAGUCUGUCCAGUACAUCCAUGAAGAGAGAGGUCUGCGGAAUGAUCUAGAAUACAAUUCUGACAUGUACCAUCACCAUCAGCAUCGCAUGAACCGCAGGAAAAGUCUCGACAGGAUUUCACGCCCAGAUGAUGGACUGUAUUCUGAACACAGAAUGGUACGCGCUCGCUCUCUCUCUAAAAUCAACUCUUCCGUGGCUCCGCGCCAGAUCUACCUGGACACUUCAGAGGAGGAAGAUAUGUUUCGUUACCCUGUCUACCAGCUGCCCCCGCGACGCCGCAGUCGAGCAUCAUCUCAGGAAAACAUUCAACAGGGACCACCACCGAUCAAUGAACUGAGCAAGAGAAUGUCUGCCAUUGAGAGUCUUUUGAAUCGACUGGAAGAGAAAAUGACUUCGCCUUCUGAUCAGCCUGUUCAGCCCACAGCUGGGCAGAUGGACGAGGUGAAGCUUAGGCGAAAACUAGAUGAGCUGUUGAGCGACAAGGCGCUUUCCUCUGAUGAAGAUGAGCCGAAGAGACCUCCUAAGUCCAGAGGGUCCACUGUGAGGGGGGACCAGGCACCGAUGGCCCCCGUGUCCCAAGAACCCUUGAGCUCCUCCAGUGAUGAAAUGCCCACUGAAGCACAAAAGAGAUCCACCGCGGCGGCCCUAUGCGACAUCACAACUGAGAUUCUAAGAACAAUUAAUGCCACUGAAAGCGCUAUGAACGAGUUGGCCCACUCAAAUCCUAAUGACAGACUUCAGUUAGCGGGCACAGAUGUUAAGCAUGCCGAUGAUGCGUACAGGGAACUUGAGGAAAAUGUGUACCUGACUGCAGGGAAGUCCUUUGAUAUGGCAAAAAAGUUGCAAAUGAUUGAACAGAAUGCCAACAACAGCGGCCCGUUUAUUGAUUCAGAACUCUCUGAACUGGAGGACCAGGUUUCUUUGGCAGCCACUAAAGUUCAGAGCACAGAAAGUGAGGUCUCAGACAUUGAGAACAAGAUAGCUGCUCUAAGUGCUAAAGGAUUAUCAAUUGAUAAAGCCAAGAAAAAGGCACUGAGUAUACAACAAAAAAGGAAGUUUCCCCAAGACAUUCCUUCAAACAGAGUACACUUCUGAGUGUAAACAGGACAUUGCUUUAACUUCUGUUGCUCUGUAUUAAUCAGCCCUUAAUCCAUCAGUACAUUUGCCGCUUAUAUCCAUAAUGUACAUGCAUUCAGUCCAGAGGAUGUUUUGCAAAUCAUCAGAGGACAACACAUACAAAUAUGCUGAGCCCUGAAGGAUUAAACAGUAUUUUUCCAUCUAUAUAAAACCUUUAAUUGUGUGAAUUAUGUUGUUUCAGAAUGCAUGACAAUCAUUAUUGUGUUGUUUUUUUCAAUGGUACAAACUGGAUCACUUACUAGGCAUAACAUUUCUCUUAUACACAAAUGUUAUUUAGGCCACUGUCAAUGAGGUUAUCACAUAUUGAUAAUGAUAGUAUGUGAAGAUAUCGGUGUCCAUAUUACUCUGUAAUAUCAUGACUUAUCUAAAAUCCAUGAUCUUGACUUGGCACUAGUCAACUUUGUGUCUUUCGUGUAAAUGAUCAAGUGACUUCACUGAAAAAAAACAAAAACAAUAAUUACUUAAUUUUUCUUUGGCAAGUUUUUGCACAAAUAUUUUUUAAGUAAA